Molecule: messenger RNA, 5548 nt
Organism: Branchiostoma floridae (Florida lancelet)
Lineage: Eukaryota; Metazoa; Chordata; Leptocardii; Amphioxiformes; Branchiostomatidae
Exons: 4
Coding region: 547-5499 (1650 amino acids)
Biological process (GO): signal transduction
Cellular component (GO): Set1C/COMPASS complex
Molecular function (GO): ADP binding; ATP hydrolysis activity; histone binding
Source: RefSeq, a predicted model, not a curated record
CAUAGAACAAUGGGGAAAAACAAGACAAACCGCGCGUUGGUAUUGAUUGCUGGCGUACAACACCGCCAAAAUAUCGAUAAAAUUAGGUGUAGUCCAUUCGGACAUUACUUUGUAAGAUCAUGGCGUCUGAUUAUUUUUGUGACCAUUCGGUAGCUUACGGUGACACGCCUAGGGAAUGACGUACAUUAUCCAGCGAUGCUGUUUUAUGCGAGACUUGCGUGAGAGCCGGUCCCAGAGGACAAGUUAUUUGGAAGGGACCGAGUAGUGCCUCCGCGUUGUCCAGGUGAAACUCACCUGGGACAAAGGUGGGCACGGAAAGUGUGUUGACCUGGAUAUCUGACGCUUUUCACAAACCGCGUGGGAUCACGUGACCGGUGGAACGUUACACCUGAGGCAACAAGGUGGAACAAAAGGGACGAACUCCAACCUUUCAACUUGGCGUGCCUGAGGGGGUGGGGUGAGCAGGUAACCACAGUACACAUCUGGACGGGGGAACGGCAGACUGGAAACGGUCCCCUCUUCACCUGAAGCAAAGGUUCCACAGCAAUGGAGACUGCCACACCUGAACCAGCCUGCCAGCCGCCCACAGACGAUGACGUGGACUACAUGUACGAUGUUUUACUGUCCUACUGUGACAGGAACCGGCCCUGGGUACUGUACACCCUCGCUUCGGAGCUGGAAAGGGACAACAGCUUCGUACUGUGUCUCAGAGACAGAGACUACGAGUCUGCUAAGCCCAGACUGCAGAACUUCGUGGAUUUUGCCCACAUUAGUGCGAGUAUUGUGGUGGUGUUGUCGGCGGCCUACUUGGCGGAUGGACCGUGUCAGAAAGAACUAGACCGCGCCAUCGCGUCAGGGAGGACAAUGGUGGCCGUGCGGUUUGAUGGAUGUGAGAUUCCUCCUCCGCUCAGGGAGAGAACAGCUGUGAUGUUAGACCGCAGUGACGCGGCUUUCUGGGACAAGUUACACAGCUUUCUCCGCACCUAUCAGGUCUCCACGCCUUCACAUGCAGGUGCAUGCUGCUACCAGAAAGGGAGAAACACUAGUUUUCCCAUCAUGCCUCGCGUGGUGGUGGAGCGUCCCCAUGACGUAGACGCUGUGGUGGUUCUGGUACAGAUUACCAUGGAGACGCUGAAGGGGCUGGGGAGGGCAGGUGGGAGGAGACGGGAACCCCAUGUCGUCGGGGUUGUGGGGGAGGCCGGUGUUGGGAAGACCGUGCUGGCUCUACAGGUGGCGCGGAAACUAACGGAACUCGGCAAAAAGGUUUUCUGGAUGUCUGUUGGUGCACACCCUGACAUUCUCCACAACCUUACACGUCUGGCAGCCGCCAUGGCCGGCCGGCAACUUUUCUUCUCGGAGCUGCCUGAUGUAGUGAACUUUCUCAUGACCUUCACGGCAGGCAAAGACUAUGUCGUCAUUUUGGACGACGUCCAGGACGCAGCUGACGUCUUCGACGUCAUAUGCUCUCUGGCGGGAAGCUGUGUGGCGUUCGUGACGUGUAGAAAUCAGGGGAUGUUAGUGAGACUUCACGUGCCGCCGUCAAACGUACACGUUCUGGGCGGCUUGACUGGGACCGCGGCCGAGCUCCUGCUUCUGCGUAGUGCAGGGCUUCACGGAGAGUUAAAGCAGGGUGAUCCGAGAGCUGAGGCGGUGGCAUCGAUAGUACAAGUGUGUAACUACAUACCCGCGGCGACUGUUCUGGUUGGGUCGAGCGUUUGGAACCCGAAAGACCCCGACUGGUGGAAAGGAACUGCCAGGGAUCUUAAGGAAACUGAAAAUGAUCCCCACACCAGCAAGAUAUUAGGGAAAGCGUUGCACGUUAGUUAUGACUCUCUGCGAGGAGAAACUGUGCGGCUCUGUCUUAUUGACUGUUGCGUGUUCCAACCGGGAAGAGACAUCCCUUUGACUACACUGAUAGUGUAUUGGAAGUACCGGAGGAACAUAUCAGAAAGUAGCGCGCGAGGCGCCCUGUAUCAGCUGUAUAGUCGCUCUUUUAUUCAAAGGGGAGGUCAACAUUCCAGUUACCGCUUCCAUACGUCUGUACUCAGUUACGUGAAGGCGAUGUUGAAGGAACCAGAGUCUCAGCUGCAUAGGGAUCUUCUGGAGUCUUGCCGUACGGUGGGAGGGGGGACAUGGGCGGAGUGCCUCCAGGACGGGUAUUACUAUCAAAAUGCCGCUCAUCACUUCGUCAGGGCGGGUUGGACCAGUACACUUGUCAAUCUUUUGACGUCAUUUCGUUGGCUUAAAGUCAAGCUCACGCACACAGAUGUAACGUCAUUAUUGUCUGAUUUUAAGGACUUGAAAGCACUGACGCCUUUUCCUUCUCCUAUACAAGAAGUACUAGAUACAAUUCGUCUCUCGGGUCUUGUUCUUGCCAUCGACAAGUCCCAAUUUGAAGGACAGUUCCUGGGUCGAUUGUUAAAAUCGUCUCAUCCUCGUAUUCAGAAACUGAUCUCUGAGAUCCAGCGGGAACAGAGGGGUGAUGUUGCCUUGUAUCCAUCCUCAGCGUGCCUGGGUCGCCCGGGAGGAUGUUUAGUUCGGUCGUAUUAUGGGCACACAGACGCAGUGUUGUGCGUUGUGGUUACAAAUUUUCCCGACAGAAAACGCGUCUUUACGGGCUGCAGAGACUUCACCAUACGGUCCUGGGAGCUUGGCUCUAGCCGGGACCUGGGCGUUCUACGUGGUCACCGCGGCGAAGUGUGUGCGCUACACCUGAGAAAGGACGACAGGUUACUUGCCUCAGCGUCGUGUGACUGCACCAUCAAACUGUGGGACACAAACAGGCUCGAGCUGUCCGCCACUCUGACUGGUCACGAGGCCGGGGUAACAGGAGUAGCGUUCACUCUGGACGGGAGGGGUUUGGUCUCGUGUUCUCGUGAUGGAGUGUUGAAGGUUUGGGAGGACACAGUUCAGAUACCGUCUGUUUCAAGACUCUCGGUAUACAAAACCUCGAUGACGCGUUCGCUCUCCUCGUACGGCAGUUCCUGGAACAUCAAGAAAGACUUGGUCGCACACAGCAGUCAGAUCACAAGCCUCUGUUUCUUUCACUGCAGCAGUAGGGUGGCCACUUGCGCUGCUGAUUCGCUGAUCAAGAUUUGGGAUCUGCAAGAAAAAGAUCCAACAAAACGUGCUGGCACGCUCAGAGGCCACCGGGAUAUCGUCCGCAGCGUGACCAUGACAAAGAACGAUGCGUAUCUCAUAUCCUGCGCAGACGACAAAAUCAUCGCUUUGUGGAACACUGAAAGAUCACUUCUCGUCAGAACCUUGGUAAAUCCAGAUGGACCUGUAGCCGCGAUAUCACUGUCGCCAGACGAUACCACACUUGUGUCAGUAGGUGGCGCUUCUGAGUCAAGUGUCAGACUGUGGAACCUACACACAGGACAGAUCAUUGGUACACUGAGAGACUCCUGCACAUGCGCGUUACUGGUAGAAACCACCGACGAAACAAGACUCAUUGCAUGUAAUGGUAAUGAUAAUAAGUGCAAUAUUUGGCAAUUUGAUUAUUCUAGUACAGAACUUAUUUACUCAAACACCUCAGAUGUCAAUGUUGUCUGUACCACGAUAUCCAGAGAUGGAAAACUCGCCCUGACAGGAUCAGACGACGGGAAAUUGAGCACGUGGAAUGCCGAGACAGGGCAACUUCUGGGUUCUUAUGCUGUAUGUCAAAGUUCAGUCUCAGUGUUAAAGUUAUCUCCCGACAACAGCAUUGUUGUAAUGGGGUUUCAAAACGCAGAACUUGUUUGCUGUGACGUUAUCUCUCUGAGAAAGAAAUGGACUUCGCAUGAGCACCAUGGCGCUAUCCAAUGUGUGUACAUCACGGAAGACUGCAAACAGAUCGUAUCUGGUGCGAGGGACAAACAAGUCCUUCUUUGGGAUGCUUUUGAAGGUAUCAAACUGCGCUCUUUUGUACUCGACGACUUUGGUGCUGUAUCCGUAUCUAUGGCUGGAGAAACCGUGAACGCCGGUACAGCAGAAAACGUCCUGUACUCCUGGACCGUAGGAGGCGAUGACACAGGCAACGCAGUUGUUGGCCCGAAGGUGGAAUCUCCACCUGUUCCUGUCGUUGUUCUGCCAGAUCAAUGGAGGGUCAUCAGUGGAGACCUCCACAGUCCGGAUUACGUCACAUUCGACGAAGUCGGUCACGAGUGCCGACACCGCAGUGGGCACGAGGCUCCGGUGAGCGCUUUGGCCGUGACACUGGACGGCACGACUCUCAUAGCGGGUUCUGUUGCCGGCACCCUUACUGUCUGUAAUCUCUCCGGACAAGGCGAGCCCGCGUACUGUAUCAGUCCGAGCGAUGUCUCCUCAGAUCCUGGUCUUGGUGUGGAGAUAAGUGCGAUCGGCGUCACCAUGACGACGGGCCAAAUGACGUUUCUAACCGGUGACGUGGACGGUGCAGUAAAACUAUGGGACUCUGACACCAGGACUGUCCGUAACCCCGCCGACCGUUUUCAGCUGCUUGGUGCCCAACAGAGCGGUGUCACUUGCUUCUGUAACGCCACAGACUCUCUGGCUGUUUCGGGUUGCAGAGGAGGAACCAUCGCACUGUGGGACCUGAAAGAACGACACAGGGUGAGGUGCUGGGAGGGGCACCACGAAGCAGUGACGUCAAUCGACUGCACAAAAUGUGAUGACGACAUCACGGUCAUCAGUACGUCAUUAGAGGGGACCAUCAAAGCAUGGCGUCUCACAGAUGAGCCCCCUUCCCCUCUCCGUGUGUGGAAGUCAGCGCCGACUGUGCCGGCUCCUCGCCAUCUAGCUGCCUUCACUUCAGAAAGAUCUGCUUGUUUUAUCAGCGGGUCAGACGGCGGAUCGCUGUGUGUUUACACCAUUAAUGGUGAAGAUUCUCGAGAGAUUGUCACGGACCAGGGCAGUGUGAAUGGUCUAGGCGUGUCCUCAGACGGGCUAACUGUCCUGUGUAGUCAUGUGGGAGGAGCUUACUCUUGUUGGAAGCUUACCACUGGCGAAACCAUCGUUACAAGGCAACGAUCUUCAGGAUGCACUAAACGAAUCACGGCGGCCAACAAGAGUACAAUUCUUAUGUGUCCGAUGCAGUCUGUGAUAUCAGCUGAAGACAAUAGGCUUAUCAUAUGGGAUGCCAAACAUGGAAGUAUCAAACAAGUGACUUACGGUGCACAUUCGUACGUCAACCGGCAACAGAACUGCAACAGCAGAGGGCGUAAAGAUUAUUGUGCUGGAAAUCCGAAAUGUUACGAGAUAACCAGAAGAGGUGUACAGCAUCCGGCUCAUUGUCAAUCUCAACGACCGCGAGUGACCGCUGUGACCUCGACUGAUAACGGUGAACUCAUUGCAUCAGCGGACGAGAGCAACACCGUCCACGUGUGGUCCAUAAACACUGGGAACGAGCUUCUCUUCUUAUGUAGCUUCACGUUUGACCAUAAAAUCACUGACUUUUCCAUCUCAGGCUCGGGGCGCAUGUGUGUGCUGCAAGGCGGAGCCCGCCUUUGUUUUCUGGACAUAAGAAAACCUGAUGACUGAGUCUUGUAUGUCUUCUGUAUCCUCGAGUCAAGACCCAAACAUCUGUCCU